Messenger RNA from Triticum aestivum (bread wheat), 1134 nucleotides. RefSeq names its product BTB/POZ and MATH domain-containing protein 2-like. Gene Ontology annotation, molecular function: protein binding. Bases 134 to 961 code for a protein of 275 amino acids. Gene Ontology annotation, biological process: protein ubiquitination. The record is from RefSeq and is a predicted model, not a curated record. The transcript has a single exon. NCBI's taxonomy places the organism in Eukaryota, Viridiplantae, Streptophyta, Magnoliopsida, Poales, Poaceae.
UUCGUUUUCUGCGUGAGCAUCCUCCGGCGGCCACGCGCACUGCUCGGCAACCUGACGAGACCACCGCCGUUCGCCGGCUGCACCGCAAGAAGCUCGAACCCUUUGUUGCUGUAGCAAGUAGGCGGGCCGUGUUAUGUCAAACUCCUCUCCGUCCUCCGCGUCGGCCAUUGUCGCCAAGGCUGUGUCCGGGUGGCACGACCUCAAGAUCGAGGGGUACUCCCUAACGAAUGGGAUCGGUAUCGGCGAGUUCAUUAGAUCGGAGACUUUUGUCAUCGCAGCCCAUCGCUGGUGUAUCAGAUACUACCCCGACGGCGCGGCUUUGAACGACGCCGACUGGAUUGCCAUCUACUCCGAUGGCGAGUAUGUGCAACGUGACGACAACACCGAUGGCAAGGACAUCAUGGUGAAAGUCUGCAUCAGUGUACUUGACGAUGGAGGACAGGUGUCUGUUCUCGGCAAGAGAAGCAACCAGUUUGAUAGAUGCGGUCCGCAAGAUCCGGCGCAUAGGUACAUCGUCGCUGCUCGGUCCCCGGUCUUCAUGGCGGAGCUCUUGGGUCCUAUGAAAGGGAAGGCGGCGGCCUGCAUACGGAUCGAUGGCAUGGAAGCUAAAGUCUUCAAGGCGAUGCUUCACUUCAUCUACGCCGACUUGUUGCCUGAGAUCGAUGAGGACGAAAUUGUGGGGAUGGCACAGCAUUUACUUGUCGCCGCGGAUAGGUAUAACCUCGAGAGGCUAAAGUUGAUGUGCGAAGAGACGUUGUGCAAGUCCAUCAACAAAGACACCGCGGCGACUACAUUGGCGUUGGCUGAACAACAUGGUUGUGAUGGUCUCAAGAAGGCAUGCUUCAAGUUCCUCGCUUCUGUUGACAACCUCAAGGCAGCCAUGGCAAGUGAUGGCUUUGCACAUCUGAAGAGCAGCUGCCCCUCCAUCCUAGAAGUGCUGGUCACCAAUCUUUCUCGCUGACUUCUUCAACUACCAAGCAACAAAACCUGAAGAUUUCUGAAAAUUAUUAUGCAUUGUCAUGCUACUACAAUUACUCCGUUACGUGUAAAACCAAAGUGUCAGUUGCAUUGGUGCAUAUAUUAAGUUCUUUUAAGAUAAGAUGAGUGAAUUGAUGUGAAUUAUCCUUUAUAGCC